AUGGAGGAGCAGGGUCGACGCGGGUAUUGGGCGGUAUUUCGAAGUUUGGCCGAGUCCCUGGGGCCGCCAGCCGCCGCGGCGCUGGUGCCCAUGACCAUGGAUAGCACGAUGCGGCUCGGAAUGGCGGACUUGAAGCCCGAGUCGGAGCCGGAGCCGGAGCCGGAAGAGGAUCGGGGCGGGCCGACGAGGAAGACGGUAGAGGAGGCGACAAGGAGAACGGUAGAAGAGGAUGAAGAGGGAGCGGAAGAGGACCCUGACGUGGGAGGGGCGGGGAUAAUGGGCGGGAGGCUCGAGGCCGGUGGCGCUACAUUCGAGGGAGGGGCGGCGGGAACGUUGGAGGCCACGGGGGCCGGGACCGGGGCUGGGGCCGCACUGGGCGUAGGGGCAGGCGCGGGGGCGGCGUCCUUGGCAGUCGGGAACGAGCCGGCGGCCCAGCCGACGAGGCCGACGAAGACGUCCGAGUUCUCGUUGAUCAGGGUGUUCUGGGAGCAGAAGGCGGUCAUGCAGCUGACGUCGAGCGAGGCGCCCGUAGCCUGGGGGUGUCAAUCAUCUCUGGGUGUCGGCCGGGUUGAGCCGCCAACGGUGCGGUGA
Molecule: messenger RNA, 591 nt
Organism: Gaeumannomyces tritici R3-111a-1
Lineage: Eukaryota; Fungi; Ascomycota; Sordariomycetes; Magnaporthales; Magnaporthaceae
Exons: 3
Coding region: 1-591 (196 amino acids)
Source: RefSeq, a predicted model, not a curated record